Trichoderma breve is the source of this 636-nucleotide messenger RNA. RefSeq lists its product as uncharacterized. Lineage: Eukaryota; Fungi; Ascomycota; Sordariomycetes; Hypocreales; Hypocreaceae. Bases 1 to 636 code for a protein of 211 amino acids. The transcript has 2 exons. The record is from RefSeq and is a predicted model, not a curated record.
AUGGAGAACUUUGAAAACAUUGAAAAUGUGUGGCCCGACCUCCAAAGUGAGCCGCCGUCGCCGUUGCCCACUUGUCCGUCUCCCGAAUUGCCUCCGGCGCAUAACGCUUCCCAUGCUCCUCGAGAGCUGACGCCGCCUCCACGGACUGACUAUGUCCGCCGAAGUAUCGAGACUUCAGCAGCGGGAAGCCAUAAUUUGGCCGAACCAGACGCCAAUGCAAAUGCGAUUGAGAUUGAGAUGUUGCCGGACCUUGUGAGCGGUGCGUCCAUGUUUGCCGAAAUUCCGGAUAGUCAAGACCCUGGGUCAGAAUUCACUGUCGUCGUGCGCGACUCAGUGGAAAUUCCGGAUAGCGAGGACCCAGGGUCAGAACUCUCCGCGUUUGACAGCCCCCCAGGAGAAAUCUCAGAUAUCCUGACCCAUGUGACGGAUGUUGUCACCAUGGGCGACUCGACAUCGGAAAUUGAACACACUCAAGUGUCCAUAAUACCAGUUUUACAACAUCCUUCCAUUAUGAAGGGAACAGAGGCCAAUGAUGAAAGCAGUGAUGAUACCGAAAGCGUGAAAAGUGUAAUAUUUGUGAAGCCGUGUGAAGAACGCAAUUGUGAAAAGUGCGCUGGGAACUUUACAGUUUCAUAA